CAUGCUGGCGGCUACAGUCGCGAAUCCAGCGCUGCUCUGCUUUGCAUGCAAUCAAGAAAGCAACUGAGAUGGAACCAUGGCCUUGUCUGUUUCUAUUUUUGGAAGUGUUUACUUCAACAGUCCUGAGCUACCCAAGUGGAAAAAUUGAUAUGGCCUGUAAUUCUAUGUUACCCAUGCAUGGGACCUCUGCUCCACAGGCCUCUCCACCGCUAUAUGCCAUCUCUGUCUCUAGCACGGCAUUUAACCCUGGUGAUGAGAUCACAGUAUCUCUAACAGCGAUGAACGACUCCAGUUUUAAGGGAUUUUUACUACAGGCCCGAGAAAUUGGAGGAGAUGUAGCUGUUGGUACGUUUCGGAUUCUAACGCCUGACACCCAAGGCCUUGUAUGUAACAACAUUCAGAAUUCUUCUGUGAGUCAUACUGACAGGAGAAACAAGCAAAAUGUAUCUGCAGUUUGGGUUGCUCCUCCUGGUCUGAAGCAUGUUAUUUUCAGCUCUGAUUUGUAUGUUGGAAUGAUAGUGAUAGAGGACUGA
Molecule: messenger RNA, 533 nt
Organism: Gekko japonicus
Lineage: Eukaryota; Metazoa; Chordata; Lepidosauria; Squamata; Gekkonidae
Product: putative ferric-chelate reductase 1
Exons: 5
Coding region: 69-533 (154 amino acids)
Molecular function (GO): oxidoreductase activity, acting on metal ions
Source: RefSeq, a predicted model, not a curated record